UCUGAAGCAGAAGUCCAGUGUAGAGCAUCACAGCGGAGCAGACGCCCCCCUAACAGCCCUCAUACAGGACUGCAGCAGGACUUCAAACAUCUGGUCAGGAUGAAGAGGAAUCCACAUGAGGAACUUGAGGAAAUGGAAGAAGAAGAAGAUAAUAACUAUAUUAAUGCUCCAGCCUGGACUGUGGAUGAAGUGGCAGCCCCCCCAGACCAGAGGUCUCUCUUCUUCUCUCGGUCUUCUCCACUGAUAGCAGUGUGUUGGCUGAUACUGUUAGUCAUCAUGGGCCUUCGUAUCUACUUUUAUACACGAAGUCAUCAGAGUGAUGAAAGUGGGCUGAUCACAGACCUGACUGCAGACGUCCAGCACCUGACAACACGAAACCAGCAGCUGGAGACCCAGAGGAACAACUUAACAAAACAAAUACAAGACCUGGAGACAAACUGGAAUAAACUCAACGUCAAUCGAGCUCUGUGGAGCAUUGAUGCCUACUGCCCCAAAGAUAAAGAUAAAGGGAGAGAGUGUACAGCUUGUCAGAAUGGCUGGUUUCUCUACGUGUCUAACUGCUAUGUGUAUAAUAACGCUGCUCCUCCUAAUCAGAAAACCUGGGAAGAAGCUCGACAAGACUGCAGAGGAAAGGGUUCAGAUUUGGUUGUUGUACAAAGUCAAGAGGAAAAGGAUGCACUCAAUGAAUACAGCGUGGGUAGUUCAGGAACUGCUGGAUACUGGUUUGGUCUGAGAGCUGAAGGAGGGAGAUGGAAGUGGAUUGAUGGAAGUGAUCUGACUGAAAGCUACUGGACACCACAGCCUCCUCCUGCUACUGACGGUCAGUGUGUAAUGUCUGUCCAGAACGUUGGAUGGAUAUCAGUGAGCUGUGGUGAUAGAAAACAAUGGAUCUGCGUAAUGAAGGCUUUAUCUGUUUAAACACAGCAGUCAGACUCUGCAUGAUAAUAUCAACUGGCUUAUAAAUAUCAACUAUGAAGACUUCUACUUCACAGUUUUUCAAAGCUGUUUGUGUGUGUCUAAAAAAACCGACACUCAGAUUAAACAUAUACCUGCAGUUAGCUUUUCUUCUUCCUUUUAAGAGAUGCAGUGCUUAUAUUUCCUGUUCCUAUGACAUUUUAUUGUGUUGCUCCUGAUUGGCCAGCAGAGGGCGGUGCAUCACUUGUUCUCAGCAGAAUGUUCCAGAGUCUGUUUCUAUAUGUACUUAUACAGCUGAUGGUUGAGUGGUAUCUUUCUAUCUAGAAGCAGUUUCAUAU
This is a messenger RNA of Etheostoma spectabile (orangethroat darter), 1253 nucleotides long. RefSeq names its product CD209 antigen-like protein C. The record is from RefSeq and is a predicted model, not a curated record. NCBI's taxonomy places the organism in Eukaryota, Metazoa, Chordata, Actinopteri, Perciformes, Percidae. The transcript has 7 exons. Bases 100 to 918 code for a protein of 272 amino acids.